This is a messenger RNA of Eucalyptus grandis, 4750 nucleotides long. Its product is annotated as putative pentatricopeptide repeat-containing protein At3g23330. The record is from RefSeq and is a predicted model, not a curated record. Gene Ontology annotation, biological process: RNA modification. Bases 30 to 2258 code for a protein of 742 amino acids. Lineage: Eukaryota; Viridiplantae; Streptophyta; Magnoliopsida; Myrtales; Myrtaceae. Gene Ontology annotation, molecular function: protein binding; RNA binding; zinc ion binding. The transcript has a single exon.
UCCUAACUUCUUUUCGACCAGGCCAGGCCAUGGCAACGCUCCCGAGCGUUGCGGUCCUCAAGGCCGCGCUCGACAACCCCCGCGCCAUCGCCACGAAGCCCCGCGCCCGGCAGCUCCACGCCCAGAUCCUCAAGCGCCACGGCCUCUCCGCCGCCUCCCUCUCCUUCGUCCUCUCCGUCUACGCCGACCUCGGCCUCCUCCGCGACUCCCUCCUCGUCUUCCGCGCCCUCCCCUCCCCCGCCCCGCCCGCCGCCUGGAAGUCCGUCAUCCGCUGCUACGCCUCCCAUGGCCUCGCCGCCGACGCCCUCGCCUCCUUCUCCACCAUGCGCGCCCUCGGCAGGCGCCCCGACCGCAACGUCUUCCCCUCCGUCCUCAAGUCGUGCGCCUUCCUGAUGGACGUGAGGCUCGGGGAGGCGGUCCACGGGUGCGCCGUGCGGGUCGGCGUCGACGGCGACCUGUACACGGGCAAUGCGCUCAUGAAUAUGUAUGCCAAGUUCCGGAGUUUGGGUGGGGAUGUUGAAACUAGAGGUGUUGCGCACGAAGUGCUCGACGAAAUGUCGCAACGGAUGAACUGUGGCAAUGUAGCUAGACAGAUGGGUGGACCCGAUGUGUUGUAUCGCUUGAAUUCAUCGGGGCAAAAUGAAAUGGGUUCGCUGGGAAUCUGGAGGGAAAUGUGUGGUCAGAGGGACAGUGUGAGAAAAGUGUUUGAUAUGAUGCCUCAGAGGGAUGUUGUUUCCUGGAAUACGGUCAUUGCUGGGAAUGUGCAGAGUGGAAUGUAUGGAGAAGCUCUGGCGAUGGUUAGGGAGAUGGGAAAUGCUAAUUUGAGACCCGACUCCUUUACUCUGUCCACUGUUCUUCCGAUAUUUGCGGAGCAUGUAGAUGUUCGUAAAGGAAAGGAGAUCCAUGGAUAUGCUGUGAGGAAUGGGUUCGGUUCGAACUUGUUUAUUGGUAGUACCUUGAUAGACAUGUAUGCAAAGUGUGCUUGCGUCGCGGAUUCGUAUCGUGUGUUCCACCUGUUGCCUCAACGUGAUGGCAUUUCUUGGAAUUCCAUCAUCGGGGCCUGCUUGCAGAACGGCAUGUUUGAUGAAGGCCUCAAAUUCUUCCGCUUAAUGCUUAAGGACGAUGUGAAGCCUGGUCCUAUUUCCUUUUCGAGUAUCAUUCCUGCGUGCUCUCACUUGACCUCAUUACAUCUGGGAAAGCAGCUCCAUGGAUAUAUCAUAAGAGCCAGAUUUGAUUAUAAUGUGUACAUAGCCAGCUCUCUUGUAGAUAUGUAUGCCAAGUGUGGGAAAAUUGAGAAGGCUAAGUGGAUUUUCAGAAAUAUGGAGCUACACGACAUAGUUUCAUGGACUGCCAUUGUUAUGGGAUGUGCUUUACAUGGGCACGCACUUGAUGCCAUCGCAUUGUUUGAGAAAAUGCAAAUGGAGGGAGUUAAGCCUACCUAUGUAUCAUUUAUUGCCGUAUUGACAGCUUGUAGUCACGCAGGUCUUGUGGAUGAAGCAUGGAAGUACUUCAACUGUAUGACUCAAGAAUUCAAAAUUAAUCCAGGGUUAGAACAUUAUGCUGCCAUCGCUGACCUUCUUGGUCGAGCAGGUCGGUUGGAAGAAGCUUAUGAUUUUAUCUGCAGCAUGCCUUCAGAACCACCAAGCAGCUUAUGGUCCCCUUUAAUGACUGCUUGUAGAGUCCACAAGAAUGUUGAGUUAGCUGAAAAGGUUGCUGAGAGAAUCCUUCAAGUCGAUCCUGAGAGUAUUGGAACUUACGUUCAAAUGUCAAAUAUAUAUUCCGCUGCCCGGAGAUGGAAAGAGGCCGCAAAGUGGAAAGUUUCUAUGAAGGAAAGGGGCCUCAGAAAGAAACCAGCUUGCAGCUGGAUUGAAGUGAGAAACAGAGCCCAUGCCUUUUUGUCAGGAGACACAUCUCAUCCCUACUAUAACAAAAUAAAUGAAGCUCUUGAAGUUCUUUUAGAGCAAAUGGAAAAAGAUGGGUAUAAGCCCAACACAAGUGAAGUGCUACAUGACGUUGAGGAGGAGCAGAAAAAACAACUGUUGCAACACCACAGUGAAAGGCUGGCCAUUGCUUUCGGCAUUAUAAGCACUCCUCCUGGGACAGAAAUCAGAAUCAUAAAGAAUAUAAGAGUGUGUACUGACUGCCACGAAGCUAUCAAGUUUAUAUCAAAGAUAGUUGGGAGAGAAAUAAUUGUGAGGGAUAACAGCCGCUUUCACCAUUUCAAGGAUGGGAAGUGCUCUUGUGGUGAUUAUUGGUGAGAUGGUGAUACGGGAUCAAAUCUAGCGAACAGUAUCAUUGUAGACACAUGCAAGAACAAAUGGAGUAGAAUGCGCAAGCAAGACAGUGAAAUGUGGUUUUCCAGUGAGAUUAGAUGCCAGUGAAUGAUGAAUUCUAAAAUCCAGUCAGAGAGAAUCUGCAUCAAGCAAUUAAAAGAUGCCCAGUAAUUGCAAAAUGUCCAGCUGUUGAUCAUCUGAUUUUGCAUGCACAGACCAAAAAGGCUGAAAGGAGCACUUCCUUCCCUGCUCGGUCUGCUAUUGCAUUACUGCAAACAAGAUUCAAGACUACCAGAUUGAAUACUGUCAGUGACUCAGUUGGCUAAUGCAUUCAGGUUCAUUGUUGCCUGAAGAAAUAAAAGAGAACACCAGUGUGACGCGAGAGACAUAAGGUAUCCACAGCCAGGAUUAGGAGACUCUCAGAGCCUUAGAAUGGCCAGUUGCCACCAUAUUUCUUCAGUGAGGCCCUGAAACACAGAAUCAAUGGGAUGAAAUGUUUUGUGAGUGAACUGAUGGAGAAAGAAAUAUCUGCAAACUUCAAAAACCAGGGAUGCUACUUUUUCAUAAUUCAAAAUCAGAACGUCUAAUGAACUGAGAAUUAUGAAAGCAAAUCAACCCCAAAAGAAGUAUUAAAGACAAUGACUAAGUACUAAUCAGUGACCUCUACCGCUGCUGAACUAAACAAUGGUGACGAUUGGCUUUCCCAUCAGAGUGACAGGGAUGACAUCGCCAUUAUUGGAAAGACCAUUGUUAUGGGGGAAUCUGAGGAGCCUGCCACUUCCCAGUUGCAAGCUUCACGAGGAAUUGUUCAGGGGCUUAAAAGAGGUAGUGAUGGUAUUAAAACAGGAGAGAUGCCUGACAAGGCAAACGGUUGCUAUACAUAAACCAAUUGAGCUAGCUGACAGCAAAGGACCUAAUCAGAUCAGAAGCAGCAUAUGUGCAGGAUUAAUGGGGUAACAGCGAGGCAAAGUAUUUGGUGGGAAAUUGGAAACUAUAACUUGGCUGGAGAUGUGAUGACACUCUUAUCAAGGGGAGGAAAGUGAAGGUGAUGGAUCACUCUCUCUUCUUGUAAAUCUACUCUUCCAAUGCACUAGUUUUAAGAUAUGCUGCUUCAAGAAAUUUAUUAGAACAGCUUUUAGCCAUUAUUCAUCUUUUAUAUAUUUAUCAAUCAGUUUGAACAGAACACCUUCAUUCUGCUUAGAACGUCUAAUCUGCUUGAAAAAGGGAAAACUAUUCAAAAAGUCUUAAAUCUAUUACACUUUUGCCAAUUCAAUUUCAAAUCUUUUCAUUUCUUGCUAAUUGAGUCGACUAAUUUUAACUGAAAAUUGCUGACUUGGAAGCCGGCGGUGCCACGUAGGAUUGCCAAUGCCGACGUUAACAAUUUUUAAUAGUAUUUUAAUAUUUUUGAAUUUCUUUUCAUGAGUUUUUUCUUUUUCUUUUCUUUCUUUUCUUUUUUGCUUCUUCUUCUUCCUUUUGUCAAGCCAACUGGCAAGAAGGUCAACCCCGCUUGGCCUCACUUGUUCGAGGGCUCCCCUCGUUGGGGCUUGCCCAACCGUGCCUCACCUGUGGUGGGUGAGGCCAGUCGGCCCAACAUGGCCAAUGGCCAAAAGAAAGAAGAAGAAGCAAAAGAGAAAAGAAAGAAUAAUAAAAUCAGAAAAAUUAAUAAACAUUCAAAAAAUUGUAAAAUAAAAUUAAAAAUUGUUGAUAUCAACGCCGACCGUCUUAUGUGGCACCGCUGACUUCCACAUUAGCAAUUUCCGGUUAAAAUUGGUUUGAUGGACUUAAUUGGCAAGAAGUGAAAAAGUUUAUGAUUAAAUUAACAAAAUUGAAAAGUUUUGAACUAAAUUGGCAAAAGUACAAUAAGUUUAGGAUUUUUUAGAUAAUUUUCCUACUCGAAAAAAUAACUUAUUGUUUGAAAACUCUUUGAGUCUUAGUUUUUCAUUAAAUUCUGCACAAGGGGGAUGUCAAAUGCUUAAGGAAUUGAAGACUGCCGAAAAACCAUGUCUAUCUCCUGUUGCUCAGUCUUCUUCUCCAGAAGAUCUAUGUAGCGAAAAACAUGGACCACGGCAAGGCUCUCCCCACAUCCCAGGAUUUGAAGACUGCCGGUCUCGAAAAUAUUGAAGCCCCUGUUUUUUGAUGGGGAUAACCUCAGAACAGAGAAGAUGCUUGAGACAGUGGCAAACAAUCUAAGGAAUCAUCGAAGGGCUCACAUGUCCAUGUUGAAGUCUGGUUGAAGAAAGGGGUUAUUCAACCACGGGUGGUGUCAAGAAAGCAGAGAAUGACCAUUCAGUGUCCAUCAAAAGAAGGUUUUCCGGUACGAGAUUCAACCAAGCGAUAGUGAAUUCGUACACUAGCAUUGAAGUUGAUUGAUAAGCACUUUGUAGAAGGGUCAAAAUGUGACUUCAGAGCUGAGAAGGUGCUCGUGUAAACAUUACUUACAGACUUUCUUUGUUUAGGAACUUCGGUAUUGUGCCUCA